Molecule: messenger RNA, 1197 nt
Organism: Ilex paraguariensis (yerba mate)
Lineage: Eukaryota; Viridiplantae; Streptophyta; Magnoliopsida; Aquifoliales; Aquifoliaceae
Source: the annotation of a GenBank genome assembly
CUCUUUCUCUCUCCUUCGCUCUCUCUCUCUCUCUCUCUCUCUCUCUCUCUCAUCAAUAAUACAUACACACAUUUUCUCUUGUCGUACACUUUGUUCCUGCCCAUCAAAAAAACCCUUUUGAAUCAUCCUCUGAAUUCCCCCAAGAAUUUCUUUGAUCUUCUCUCACAUUCUCUCUCUACAUUCUCAUCUAAAAUUCAGCAAAAUUUUCUCUCCUCUGUUUUCUUGUGAAGAAAAGAAGAAAUGAAGAGAACCCAAAGAGUGAAGCUUUCUUUUUUCAGUCUUGUGAUGCUAUUAUCAUCAAGAAAUAUGCCAUUUGUUGGUGCAAAUUCGUGGGUUGGUUCAAAGUACCAGAUCGAAUGUACAAUGUGCUCAGCCUGUGACAACCCAUGCACCCAAACACCAUCUCCACCACCACCCGUACCAUCGUCUCCACCACCACCUUCACCGCCACCGCCACCGCCAUCUCCCUCCUCCAAAUGCCCUCCACCACCCUCACCUCCCUCAGGCUCAAACUACAACCCUCCACCACCACCCUCCACGUACACCUACUCAUCGCCGCCGCCGCCAGGGGGUCCAAUUGGGUACUACUACCCCUCUCCGCCGAACAAGAGCUAUCCCACAGGACCAGUAACACCUCCUCCAAACCCAAUUAUGCCGUACUACCCAUAUUACUUUUAUAGCCCCCCACGACCUUCUCCAUCUGGGUCUGAACAAUUGUCUGGUUUUACGGCUUACUUGAUCACUCUGCUUUUUAUCUUCUUCAUAUUUUUGCUCUGAAACUAUGGGUUAUAAGGCAUUUGGAAAAUAAAGUGUCAGAUUCACAGAUCUACAAGCUUGGAGAUGUCAGAGAAAAAGAGGGUUUUGAUCAAAAUUAGAGAAAUUGAUGGCGGUGGAAAUCUUCUAAUUUCUAAGAAUUGUUUGAGUCUGCAGUUGAAGAAAAACAGAGGACUUCUCUGGGAGGAGUAAUUAAUGGUGAUGAUGACUAAAGUAAAUGUCCUGUCUGUCUCUCUCUCUCUCUCUCUCCCUGUUGGGUAAUCUGUAAAUUCUUGACAAUUUAUGCCUCUUUUCUUGGUAAUUUAGUUUAUCUUUUAAUAGAAUGUGAGAAAAUUAGUCAUUUUUCCUCAAUAUUAAGUGUCAAUUAUAAACUCUACAAGUUCUUGUAUUGUUUUUAUCUCUUUGUUGUUUAUCAAGUCAUGC